This is a messenger RNA of Platichthys flesus (European flounder), 2062 nucleotides long. RefSeq names its product dopamine receptor D4a (gene drd4a). Gene Ontology annotation, biological process: adenylate cyclase-inhibiting dopamine receptor signaling pathway; adenylate cyclase-activating adrenergic receptor signaling pathway. Gene Ontology annotation, molecular function: G protein-coupled receptor activity; dopamine neurotransmitter receptor activity, coupled via Gi/Go. Lineage: Eukaryota; Metazoa; Chordata; Actinopteri; Pleuronectiformes; Pleuronectidae. The record is from RefSeq and is a predicted model, not a curated record. Gene Ontology annotation, cellular component: plasma membrane.
GUAAAGCGCAGGAGAUAAGCGGCUUUAAUUGGCUAAUUUGGCCCCAUUGGCCUUUCGCAGUCUGCAGCCACCCUCACCGGAGCUGAGAGCAGCUGCAGCCCGACACACUCUCCGUUGUCCGACCGCACACACACUGCAGCUCCAAUAUACCUUUCUCUGGGAGUUUCUCACUGAGGACGCAUGGAUUAUCUCUGCAGCCGUUUGGUGGUCUGAGCAUCUUAAUUCGCCUGUGAUCCAGAGGCAUUUUUCCAAGACACGUAAUGCUCCUUUUCAAGAAAACAGACGGGACUUUCUGACAAUCCUACUAUGUGUAGACGUUUUUACUGUAUGUUUCACUUUGCAAACAAGACCCAACUCCAACUGUUUCCAUUCUGUCAGAGUGUUUAUGCGUAAAGUGCGCACCGGAGCGCUUUGGAUCAGCAGGCUGAAGUCCGGUGUAAGUUCCCGUGACACCACGAUGAGACAACUGUGCGGGGAGCAGUGUCCAGCGCGGCAUUCAUGAGAGCCAGGGGGCCGGGUUGCUGUGGCUCGGACCGGGACGGAGGAGGAGCCGGGCCAGAGAUGGAGGCCAAUCUGAGUGUGGCGGCGGAGGUGGAGGUGGAGGCAGAGAGGGCGGCCCCGGGGGCUUACACGGCGUCGGGUUACAACCUGCCGUCCCUGUUGUUCGGGGUGCUGCUGAUCGUGGUGAUCAUCUGCGGGAACCUGCUGGUGUGUCUCAGCGUGUUCACGGAGAAGGCGCUGAAGACCACCACCAACUACUUCAUCGUCAGUCUGGCCGUGGCGGAUCUGAUGCUGGCUGUGCUGGUGCUGCCGCUCUUCGUCUUCUCAGAGUUUCAGGACGGCGUUUGGACCCUCGGCACAACCGUCUGUGAUGGUCUUAUGACCAUGGACGUGAUGCUGUGCACCGCCUCCAUCUUCAACCUCUGCGCCAUCAGCGUCGACAGGUUCAUCGCCGUUUCCAUCCCUCUCAUCUACAACAGGAAGCAUGUUGACAUGCGGCAGACGGUGCUGCUGUCGGCCACCUGGAUCCUGGCCCUUGCCGUGGCCUCACCUGUAAUUUUCGGCAUCAACAACGUGCCUGGUCGCGACUCCAGUGAAUGUAAACUAGAAAAUGACGACUAUGUCCUCUACUCGUCUGUGUGCUCCUUCUUCAUCCCCUGUCCAAUCAUGGUGCUGCUGUACUUCGGCAUGUUUCGUGGCCUGCGACGCUGGGAGGAAGCGCGUAAGGCAAAGCUGAAGAGUAGCAUCCUGGCCUGUCGCAAGCUGCAGGAGGCCGCUACCUCUCUGCCGCCACUGGCCUCAUUGCCACCGCCACUGCCACCCAUCAUUGAGCGGGAACUUACUGAUACUCCAGAUGAACCAUCCACCUUCCCGUCAGCAGAACAGCCUUUCCACUUGUCAGAGUACAAAGACGGCCCUGUGCCGACAGUCAGCUUUGCAGAUAUCAGGUUCAAUCCUGACCCUCAAAAGAGAAAGAGGGCCAAGAUCAACAACCGGGAGAGGAAGGCCAUGAAAGUGCUUCCUGUCGUUGUGGGUGCCUUCCUGUUCUGCUGGACUCCCUUCUUUGUCCUCCACACGAUGCGAGCACGCUGUCAAGACUGCUACAUCCCACCAGGCCUGAUGAGCGUGGUGACGUGGCUUGGCUACGUCAACAGCGCCCUCAACCCAGUCAUUUACACCAUCUUCAACACAGAGUUCAGGAACUUCUUCAAAAAGUUUCUGCACCGCUGCUGCUCCCAGAUCUGAACCACUGCUGCUGCUGCAUGGAAAAUUUUAAAUACACAGCUGCUGCGAGAAACUCUACUGACAAAUGGAUUAGUGUGUAUAGUCUGUGUAUGUCGCCUUUGUUUCCUUCCUCUGUGAGGUUUAUAUUUUUAUACAUGUGAUGACAGCAAAGUUGGUUUGAGCUUUAUGUUUCCUGAGAAGAAGCUUUAUUCCGAAGAACAAACUGUUCAGAGGAUCAGAAACACAUCUUCAUAACCAACCAUAGCUGAUUUUAUAUGGGGAAAUUCAUCUUUUCAAAAUAAAAGUAUGCACAAAGAUGCAAGUUGUGUGAUGGUAA